Molecule: messenger RNA, 2711 nt
Organism: Paramecium octaurelia
Lineage: Eukaryota; Ciliophora; Oligohymenophorea; Peniculida; Parameciidae
Source: the annotation of a GenBank genome assembly
AUGUUGAAAAGAAUUAACAACUCUAAAUUGACAAUAGGAUUCAAAUAAAUAGCUUCUAUGAUAAAUCAUUCUACUAAUUUUCAAUCAUAUAUACCUGAUGAUUCUGAUAAACUAAAUGAUUCCUCACUAUCACUUAGUGCUUAUGAGCCAAGCCAAGUCGAUAUCAUUGAAUAAGUUGAUUAGACUGAUGAUCUGCCUGCCGCAUAGAAGAGUCGUAUACACCAGUAAGCAGAUCUCUAUCUUAAUUAAAUCAAGAACUAUUUCGGUUCCCAGAAACUACCUCUCAUCAAAUUGGACAGAAAAGGAUUGCUCCAAAAAUAUCAAUGUGUGACUAAUUUAACAGAUUCUCUUUUAACAUAUUAUUCAAAUCUAGAAAAGAGUUUUGAAUUGCAGAAUUAGGCUUCUCUAUUAAGUAAAUUAGCCAAAAAAGAAUCCUUAUCAAUUUUAGAUCAAAUUGAUUCAUCUUAAUAACACAAAAUCUUGUUUUAAGAAUUGAAUAAUGAAUAAUAAUUGUUGCUCAAUUCCAUCAUAUAAAUUCAAGGCAGAAACAUCAUAGUACCUCAUUGGAAUACUAUCAAAUAGUAAAUUAAACAACUCAAUUACAUCUUCUAACAACAAAGAUAUUAAAUUCUCAAAGUAGCACAACCUCAAAUCCAAUCUAUUUAAAAAACGUAUCUUGAUGAAUACAAGAAUAUCAAGAAAUUAAAAAACCAAACCCAAUCCUAGUAUGAUGAAGUAUUUCGUAAAAACUAAAAUUAUGAAGGAUAAAAGCAAUUACUUGAAAAAGAUCUAGAAUCUAAUAAUAACCAAUAUAGGGAAUUAAAAAAAAAUAAAACAAACCCAGAAAAACUGAUUAAAAUGGAAAUGUCAAUAAAACUAUCAACCUAAUAACUAUCAACUAUUUAACAUAAGUUACAGAGUUCAAAGUAUGAACUUAAAGAAUUAUAAGUUGCAAUAGCCAAAACAAAUUAGCAAUUAAAUGAGUUUAAAGAUAAUUGGGAUAGAUAAUUUAUUGUAAUGUAUCAGACAGUCAUUCGAUCGCUUUUACAAACCCAUUAUGAUAAUUAUGAACAAUAUUUGAAAUCAUUUAAAAGUAUACUAAAAUUAUAACAUACUUAAACUGAUUCGCAUUUGAGUUAGAGUUAAACAAAUGCUCCAACGUAAAUAUUAUAUAGACAAUCACGCACUGUAUCAUUGGAUGAAACAGAUCCUCCUAGAUUAAUGAGAAAUGAGAAGGAAGAACUCUAAGAAUUCAUAAAAAAGUUUAAAUUUUAUGAGGAUUAAAUUCAUUAAUUUGAAAAGUAUGAUGGAGAAUGCUUAGACUUUUUUGUUGAAAUAGGAGAAGUUAUUAAGAAAAUAACAUUGGAUGAUAUAAAAGUACAAUUAGUUUAACUGAAAGAUAUUUGGAUAACUGAUUUAUUUACAAAAAGCUUUCCUAAGGAUAAAUCAUUUUAUUUAAAUCUUAUGACUCAGAUUAAAUAGAUUACCAAUAAUUUUGUUGAAGAUAGAACUAAACUCUAUAAAGAAUACAAAGAAACUUAAGUGUCUGUUAAAGAGAGGAUCAAUAAUAUUACCUAUUUAUUCAAUUGCAUUCUGAAAGAUUCAGAAAAAUUUAAUCCUAUUAAAGUGGAUGGAUUCACAGAUUAUCAAAGGAUGAAAUAAUAAUUUAAAUAGAAUUAUUGUUAAUAUCAAUAGGAAGCAGAACAACUCAAAAGAAAACUAAGCCAAUAUGAAAAUAAAUAUAAACACUAUAUUGAUUAACAUUUUGAAAUAAUUUCCAAAACUAAAUUCCAAUUUAUUUUAUCUUUUGCCACUCUUUCAAAGUGUGUAGUUAAUCAUACAAUGAGAAUGAUUGAUGAAUGUAAUAAUUAUCUAUAAUUAUCUUAGUUGACCAAAUGUAUUAAUCAUAAGAUUAAAUAGUCAAAAGUUUACUAGAUAAUCAGGCUAACAUAUCAUUCAUUCCAAAAGACAUCUAAAUCAAUCAAACUUCAGGUUUACUCAAUAAUAAUACGACUACCAUUCCAAAAACUAGUUCUAGAUCCAAUAGCUAAAUUACUAAGUAACCUAAUGAUACAGUGAAUUCAUUGAAGGAGACAUUUGUACUAAAAUAAUUAAUAAGAGUGCUAUUUCUAUAAUGGACUAAAUCUAUCUAUUUUAGAUAGAAAUUUAUGACAGAAUUAUACAGAUCUUUGAAUAAGAAGAGACCUUCCUAAUUAGAUGAGAUAUAUGUCACAUUUAUAGACAUAGGAGGAGAACCCCCAGAAGUCUUGCAAUUUAUUCCACAAAAAAACACCGAUUCUUGUAUAUUUGAUUUAGAACUAUCAUUUAGAGGUUUCUUCUAUAUGGAGUUAGAAACCUUUGUUACUAUUAGUUGGGCUAAAAAGCAUUUACCUGUUAAUAUUAAAGUCAAAAUAACAUCUUUGAAUGGACGAUUGAGGUUGUGCUAUACACCAAAUUUUAUUGGCCGUAGCUGGGUUUCAUUUGUCGGAGAACCCUCUAUGAAUAUCAGCAUUGAACCUACAAUAUCCAAAUAUAAUAUUUCUGUUGCUAAUGACAUAAUAAAAGAAUUUCUUAUUUACAAAAUCAAGAUGUUAACCUAUCCAAAUAGAGAAACGAUCACAGUCCCAUUAGCUGAAUUUGAAGCAGAAAUACCCUAGAGUGCCCUUGACAAAAUUAAAUAAUUCGUUGAUAAAAUGAAAAAUUGAAUAAUG